CGCCGAGGGCGUGGGGCUCGGCCGCGCGGGGCGCCGGCGGGCUCGGGCCUCCCUGCGCGCCGCUGGGGCCCCGCGUCGGGCAGCGGCGGGCCCCGAGCAGCGGCCGCGCGUCCGCGGCGCCAUGCAGACCUUCCUGCGGGGCAAGCGGCUGGGCUACUGGCUCAGCGAGAAGAAGCUCAAGAAGCUCAACUUCCAGGCCUUCGCCGAGCUCUGCAGAAAGCGUGGCAUCGAAGUCGUGCAGCUGAACCUGAACCGGCCCAUCGAGGAGCAGGGCCCCUUGGACGUCAUCAUCCACAAGCUCACCGAUGUCAUCCUCGAGGCCGACCAGAACGACAGCCAGUCCCUGGAGCUGGUGUACAGGUUCCAGGAGUACAUUGACGCCCACCCAGAGACCAUCGUGCUGGACCCCCUGCCCGCCAUCAGGACCCUGCUGGAUCGCUCCAAGUCCUACGAGCUCAUCCGGAAGAUCGAGGCAUACAUGAAAGAUGACAGGAUCUGCUCCCCGCCCUUCAUGGAGCUGACGAGCCUGCGCGGCGAGGACACCCUGCGGCUGCUGCAGAGCCACGGCCUGGACUUCCCCUUCAUUUGCAAAACCCGCGUGGCGCAUGGCACCAACUCGCACGAGAUGGCCAUCAUCUUCAACCAGGAGGGCCUGAAGGCCAUCCGGCCGCCCUGCGUGCUGCAGAGCUUCAUCAACCACAACGCCGUCCUCUACAAGGUGUUCGUGGUCGGCGAGUCCUACACCGUGGUCCAGCGGCCCUCGCUCAAGAACUUCUCGGCGGGCACGUCAGGCUCCCCCCCGGGACCGUCUCCGGUGCCCCCAGUCUGGACCGGCUCUGGUCGGAGCGGCGGGAGGACAGCCGGGCAGCACGGGGCGGCCAGGGGCCUGAGUGCCCCGCUGGCGGGAAGGACGCCAGACCGCGAGUCCAUCUUCUUCAACAGCCACAACGUGUCCAAGCCCGAGUCCUCCUCCGUCCUGACCGCGCUGGACAAAAUCGAGGGCGUGUUCGAGCGGCCGAGUGACGAAGUCAUCCGCGAGCUGUCCCGGGCGCUGCGGCAGGCGCUGGGCGUGUCGCUCUUUGGCAUCGACAUCAUCAUCAACAACCAGACGGGCCAGCACGCGGUCAUCGACGUCAACGCCUUCCCAGGCUACGAGGGCGUGAGCGAGUUCUUCACGGACCUCCUGAACCACAUCGCCACCAUCCUGCAGGACCCGAGCGCCGGGCAGGCAGCCGCCUCGGGGGACGGCGCCCCCCCGAGGCCCGGCCGGCUCCCCGCCGAGCAGGCGGGCAGCCCCACGGCCGAGCGGACGCGCAGCGCCAGCCCCAGCUGCAGGACGGGCCCGGAGCCACCCUGGACGGCCGAGGCGGAGGCAGGCGGCGCGGCCAAGCUGCCGCACCAGAGACUGGGCUGCACCGCCGCUGUGUCGCCCAGCUUCCAGCACUGCGUGGCCUCGCUGGCCACCAAGGCCUCGUCCCAGUAGCCGCGGAGCGCGCCCAGGACCCAGGGGACGACUCGGGGGGCCACGCCGCCCCAAGCCAGCCCGCGGCGGCCCGCGGUGACGCGGCCCCUGAGAAUUCCCGAUGAUCUGAUUCUUCUUCUCUCUGUUUUAACGUUUAACCUGACUCUGAUGUCGUGAUCUCAGCGGGCGGAGGGGCCGGCGGGCGGCAGGGGGCCGGGCGGUCCUCGCCCCGGAGUGUACACACGCGGGGGCUUUGGGGUCUGUGGGCACAAGUGCAGGCGGCCCCGCAUGCACGCACACACACACACAAACACGCGCGCCCCUUGUCUGUCUCUGUGACUGCUGUGGGCCAGUCCUGGGGGAGCCCCGGAGGAGGGGGCCCCGCCCAGGGGGUCCGACCCCAGGCCGCGCUGACACCUGCGGCUCUUGGGGGACCCCGGGCGCGACGCGGGUGCCUGUCUCACGCCAAGGCCCCCCUCUGUCAGGGUCCACGCAUACCCUGGAUGGGGGCCGCCCAUCUCGAGGAGGAAGGAUGAAGGCCCCCACCUCUGGCUGCCCCCUCGAAUGCGGCCCUCACUCGGCCCUGCAGGACCAGUGCUACCGCCGGGCCCCGGGGCUGAUCCCGCCCGCGCCGAGACCGAGGGCGAGUUUGGAGAACGGGAGGCGUCCGAGUCCUCGCCCCAGGGGUCAGCGGAGACCAGGAUCUGGGAAGGGCGGGAGUGACGCCCCAACCUCGCUGUGGCCCCGGCCCCCCUCCCCGCAUCCCGGUGAAACGGUUCCUGUGGUUCCUGUACUGGGCGGGGGCGGGCUGCCCGUCCACCUCACACCUCCCACACUGGCUGGCCCCCCGCCCGGCCGCACCCCUGCCUGCCCGGUGCCCACGGGCGGCAGUGGGUUCCUGACCCACACUGGCCGGCAGCCCCUGGGCAGAGAUGGACGUGUGAGGCGUGGACACUCGGGGAGGUGGCCCGGGCCUGGGCUCGGGCCUUGGGGACGGGGACGGGGUCCUGCACCCAAGAGGACAGGAGGAGAGAGACUGUGACUGGCCACCUGGAGGUCUUGCCCCGCUGCCACCUUUGGGGGAAGGGCCGGCGGGGGCACCUGGCUGGCUCGCCGCGUUUGCACAGCCCGAGCGUGGACACCCGCCUGUCCCUUCCCGCUCGCGCCCGAGCCCCGGGGGCCCCUUGCACUGCUUUGCCUCCAAAAUAAACUACUGAAAUCAAACCGCA
Molecule: messenger RNA, 2691 nt
Organism: Sorex araneus (European shrew)
Lineage: Eukaryota; Metazoa; Chordata; Mammalia; Eulipotyphla; Soricidae
Gene: ITPK1
Product: inositol-tetrakisphosphate 1-kinase
Exons: 11
Coding region: 122-1483 (453 amino acids)
Biological process (GO): inositol trisphosphate metabolic process
Cellular component (GO): cytoplasm
Molecular function (GO): magnesium ion binding; inositol-1,3,4-trisphosphate 6-kinase activity; ATP binding
Source: RefSeq, a predicted model, not a curated record